Molecule: messenger RNA, 978 nt
Organism: Hansenula anomala
Lineage: Eukaryota; Fungi; Ascomycota; Saccharomycetes; Phaffomycetales; Wickerhamomycetaceae
Gene: BSC1
Product: Bsc1p
Exons: 1
Coding region: 1-978 (325 amino acids)
Source: RefSeq, a predicted model, not a curated record
AUGCUCCUACAAAAACAUAUCCUUACCCUUGUGUUUGCCUCCUUGGUGGCAUCCCAGGCAAAUAAUAAUAACGGCAACAACAAUAACAACGGUGGUAAUAAUAAUAACAAUAAUGGUCAAAAUGGAUUUUCAACUUCAUCAUCAUCUGCUGCCGUUGGUGGUGGUGAUUCCACCUCUUUAUCCAACACUGCUGCCUCUUCAAGUUUGAAUUCAAAUAAUGGUCCAGGCUCAUCUUUUACAUCCUCAACUGCAACAAGUUCAUCUAGUUUUGGUAAUACUGGGUUUUCAUCAUCGACCCCAUCUUCUUCAAUAGCCAACCCAACAACCAGUUCAUCUAGCUCUACAAGUACAAGCAGUUCCACUACAAGCUCUUCCACUUCACCAACUAGUACAUCUUCAUCUACUACAACAGAUCAACCAUCGUCAUCAUCUGCCCAACCUUCUUCUUCAAAUAAUGAUCCUACAACCACACAAUCAUCAACUUCAUCAAAUACUCCAUCUUCAUCCCCAUCUUCAACUUCACCAUCUUCCACUACUCAAACAUCUUCAUCAACUACAGAAACUUCAUCUUCUGAGACUACAUCUUCUACAAGAGAAGCUGCAAGAUCAACAGCUGUGGUAACAGUGACAAGUGUGUUCACUUCAAAUGGUCAAGUAACUACUCAAACACAUGAAUCUUCUUCAACUUCUUCAUCAUCUGCAACACCAACUAGUGAUAGUAAUAACAAUAACAAUAAAUCCAGUUCAGGUCUUUCUCAGAAGAAUAAAGUUGUUGUUGGGUGUGUUGUUGGUAUAGUAACACCAGUAUUAAUCAUAGGUGCAUUAGUUGCGUGGUGGUUUUCUAGAAAGAAUAAACAAAAUGUUGAUCAUUCAGGUAAAGAAUGGAAUGACGAUGAAGUUGUUGAUGAUGGGUUAGAUUUCGAUGACGAUGAAGCUGUUGAUCGUUCAAAGAGUGUUAAUAGAGCUGUGAAUUUUUAG